Molecule: messenger RNA, 2865 nt
Organism: Chaetomium globosum CBS 148.51
Lineage: Eukaryota; Fungi; Ascomycota; Sordariomycetes; Sordariales; Chaetomiaceae
Exons: 4
Coding region: 1-2865 (954 amino acids)
Source: RefSeq, a predicted model, not a curated record
AUGAAAAAAUUCAAAUCGUACCUCACCCCUACGACAUCGGAGGAGGAGCAGAAGGGAAGCAAUGGGGGGACACAGGCAGCAGGCGCUCGGUCCCAGGGAUCGCAUCAGCUCCAACCUAUCCAACCACAAGGGAAGGACUCCAGGUUAGCAGCCGGCGCACCUCCACCACCAACAGCCGGCUCCGAGACCGUCCCACCUUCCGCCCAGGGGAGUAUGCUCUCCGUACCGGGCGCGGCCCUCUCAGUAACCCACCAACAUGGCCGCCAGACGCCCGAGACGGCCAAAACCAGCCCGCACACCUCCCGGGCCCCGUCGCUCCGCCACUCCUUCCUCCCGGCGCACGACGCCCGCAGCCGCGACUCGGAGACCAUCAACGAGAUCCGCAACGACAUGAUGGUCAACUGGCUGUACGAGCAGCAGCUGCGCAAGCAGUACGCGUCCGGGGCGGACCCCUACGAAGGCGUGGUGCUGAAGAAGGCCCGCGGCGCCUUCGCUUGCUGCCCGCCGCAGAUGGCCGCCAUCCCGGACUCGCUGUUCGCCGUCGUCGCCCAGAUGAACGUGCGCUGCGCCAUGACCGUCAACACCCCCGUCGUCCGCGCCCUGCUCGACUCCAUCAUCCACAAGACCGACCUCGACUACGUCCCUCUGCCGGACGGCCUGCGCGUGCAGGUGCUGCGCACCAUGGCUGACCUGCCCCGCGGCCAGCUGCAUCAUUUCGCGGCAUUUGUCGAGGAUGCGCGCAUGCUGGUCGUGUGGGACGACGAGCCGGAGAAGUUGCUGAGUAGGGUGCAGACUCUCGAGGCCAGGUUUAUUGAGAUCAUCUGGGGCAAUGGGGAUGAUGAGGGCGAGGAGGAUGAUGCCGGCGGGGAGAAGAAGGGCGGCGCCGCGGUCGCCGUGCAGGAGCUGGAUCCGGGUCAGCUCGAGGAGGCGUUGGCUGGGGAGAGGAGGCCGGUGAGGCUGGAGAGUGCGUUCAUGGUCGGGCUUACGUUGGCACUUUGGAUCGUGUGUCCUGCGCUGGGCUGGAGGUGGUUGGCGUACCAGAGCGUGGUCGACGGGACGUAUCUGAGGUUCGCAUUGCUGGCUUCGGCUCCGGCGCAGUUGUUCGUCAGCUUGUUCUUCUUUCAAUCCAUCAUCACCAGUCUGUUCCAAGUCUUCGGGCCCAUUUCAGCUGUGGCCAACAACAGCAAGUACUAUAGCGGCAAGCCCCCUCAACGGAUAAACCGCGACCAGGGGACGCUGCCGCACGUCACCAUUCAGAUGCCCGUGUACAAGGAAGGCCUCACAGCCGUCAUCAAGCCCACGGUUGUCUCGCUGAAAGCGGCCAUCAGCACCUACGAGAUGCAGGGCGGCUCGGCCAACAUCUUUGUCAACGACGACGGCAUGCAACUCAUUUCGGACGAGGAUGCCCAAGCCCGCCGUGACUUCUACGACGAACACAACAUCGGCUGGGUCGCACGCCCCGCGCAUAACCCCAAUCCCGAGGCCGGCUCCGAUGAAAAGCGGUUCCUCCGCCGCGGCAAGUUCAAGAAGGCCAGCAACAUGAACUAUGCCCUGCACGUCAGCAACCGCGUCGAGGAUAAGCUGCUUGCCGUCAAGCGUGACAGUAAGUGGAACAACGAGCAGGAGAACGGCGCCUACCAGCAAUGUCUCGCCGACGUGUUGCAGGAGGACGAAGGCCGCACCUGGGCCGAAGGGAAUAUUCGCAUUGGCGACUACAUCUUGCUUAUCGACUCAGAUACUCGCGUGCCGCACGAUUGUCUGCUGGAUGCCGUCAGCGAGAUGGAACAGAGCCCGGAGGUGGCUAUUCUGCAGUUCCAGUCCGGCGUCAUGAACGUUACCAACUCGUUCUUUGAGAAUGGCGUUACCUGGUUCACCAACCUCAUCUACUCCUGCAUUACCUUCGCUGUUGCGUCGGGCGACGCCUGCCCUUUCGUCGGCCACAACGCCAUCCUCCGGUGGCAAGCUCUCCAAGACGCGGCCGCCUUCACGGACGAGGAUGGGUACGAAAAGUACUGGUCCGAAUCGCACGUAUCGGAGGACUUCGACAUGUCGCUCCGUUUGCAGGUCGCUAAGUACACGCUCCGCUACGCCUCGUACACGGGCGACGGUUUCAAGGAGGGCGUCAGCUUGACCGUCUACGACGAGCUUGCCCGCUGGGAGAAGUACGCAUACGGCUGCAACGAGCUCCUGUUCCACCCACUGCGAUUCUGGCUCGUCCGCGGGCCGUUCACGCCGUUGUUCAAAAAGUUUAUCGGCUCUAGCAUCCCGUUCCCAAAGAAGAUGACUAUCAUGGCGUACAUCGGGACGUACUACGCCAUUGCCGCGGCGUGGCUUCUGACGCUGGGCAAUUAUUUUGUUACCGGCUGGUUUUAUGGUCUGUACGACAAGUACUACCUCGACUCGUUCGCUAUCUACAUCUCCAUCAUUGUCGUCUUUACUGGGUUGGGUAAUCUCGCGUUGGCGGUCCUGCGGUACCGGUUGAGCGAAAGAUCGCUACUGUCAGCAUACUUUGAGAACAUCAAAUGGAUCCCCAUGUUCUGCAUCUUCCUCGGCGGCAUCUCGCUGCACGUGUCCCAGGCUAUCCUAUCGCACUUUUUCGAGAUCGACAUGGCCUGGGGCGCGACGGCCAAGGAGCUCGAGGAGGUGCGCUUCGGCCCGGAGAUAUGGCGCAUUAUCCGCCGCUUCAAGUGGACUUUCCUGUACUGCUUCGCCUGCACCGCCCUCAUGAUAUGCGGCAACACCAUCUUCCCCGACUUGUGGCGCAUCAACACCUUCUAUAGCAUCUAUCCGCUGGCGACUACGGUGGCGUCGCAUUUUGCGUUGCCUGUCCUGCUGAACCCGGCGUUGAUGAUGUUUACUUGGUAG